Molecule: messenger RNA, 471 nt
Organism: Symbiodinium necroappetens
Lineage: Eukaryota; Dinophyceae; Suessiales; Symbiodiniaceae
Source: the annotation of a GenBank genome assembly
AUGCAACAAGCUUUGCUCUCGCAGCUCUUGCGCGAUCAUGCUGUGGGCAUGGACAUUUGCCUCGUGGGGGAGCGAGGCGUGGGCAAAACCGUACUGUGCCGUGCUUUUGCUGAAGCCCUGGGCUACCGUACGUACAGCGUUUUUUGCUUCAAGGACAUGACUGCACGGGAUUUGACUCUGCGUCGCAGCACCGACGACCGGGGCAAUACGAUAUGGCAGCCCUCACCACUCACACAGGCUGCCAUGGAAGGAGGCUUGGCUGUUUUGGAUGGCAUCCACCGCCUCAGCCCGGGUGCCCUGGCUGGUUCUGUCGGCCGUCUCCUCUGCGACCGUGAGGCCGUAUUACCAGACGGGACAAGGAUCGUCCAGCAGGCGCAGUGGGAUCAGUGGUUGGAUCAGGGCUGGUCAGCGGCUACUCUCCUCGAUGAAGGCUUUCGACCCGUACAUCGAGCCUUCCGAGUGAUAGCUACC